UAUGGAGAUAAUGAGCAAUAUAUUGAGUUGUUAAAGGAUGAUCAUCAGAGAAAGCUGUAUCAUACUUUGGCAUCAGUUACGGGCAGCUGAUUGAAAAUUGACUGAUAAUGCGGUGCUUUCUGUGGAUAUUUUUGGCACUGACAGUGGAAAUUUGCCAGUGUAAAUUGCCACUGGUAGUUACUUGGGUGAAUGACACAGGAUCGAGUCAUUCCCCUCGAAACAUGCAUCACAGAAGUAGCUUGGCAGGUAACGCUCAUCAAAUUAAUCGACAUCAAACAGUCCCCAUCAACUGGAGCUCUCGAAGAAGUCUCUCUCGAGCAUCCGAAAAUGUCCCCGUCCUUUUUAAUAGGCAAAACAUUUAUCCGUCAAAUCGGAACAGAGUGAAAAGUUCGACAGGUCUGAACGUUAACAGUGACAGAUCGUUUUCUGGACAAUGGGGAUCUCAGAAAAAAAUUGUACACAGAGAAGACACGAGAGAGAAACCAUAUUCUAGCAGCACCGCAUCGAGACUUUCUGAAGCACAAAAAAGACAAAUUGUGGAUUUGCAUAACAAGAUACGAAGAAGUGUUACACCUAGCGCAGCAAACAUGAAGAAAAUGAGCUGGGACACAACUUUGGAACAAAUGGCCCAAAAGUAUGCAGAAACGUGUUCUGGUACACACAAUGCAGACCGACAUAAACGGAAAUGGGCAAACUUCCGGAAUAUCGGCGAGAAUAUACAUCACACUUGGGAUUGGGUAGCAGAAUAUGAAGAUGGUGUCCUUGUCCAAAAGACACUACCUUUGAACAUUUCCAAAGUCCUGCACAGAUGGUGGGGAGAGAAAAAUAAAUAUGAUUAUCGGAAUCCUUACGGUUGUCCAAAGGGCUGUGGUCACUACAUUCAGAUGGUAAAGGAUGUUUCAUUUGCAAUCGGUUGUGGGACAUCCCUUUGUGAAACGGUAAAAGGACGUAAUUAUAAAAAUGCACACAUUUUCGUUUGCAACUAUGGAGACGGCUAUAACGAAUCUAUGGAGCCAUACUACGAAGGAACACCCUGUUCAGACUGUCCCACGGGGCACCCAGUGUGUAACCAGGGCCUCUGUGAUGUCCCCUGAACACUCAUAAGGCACUGUGAUAUAAACGAUUCUGUUAUUUUCAUUUACUGUUAACAAAAGAGGGCAGAAAUAAAACGGGUAAGAGAUAACCCAGUAUACAGAACUUAUGCUGAAACAAAACUACGGUCCAUGCCUAAAAGGUUAAAAUUUAAAAAGUAGAAAAAAAAAUAUAAUGGCAAAGUCCAUGUUUUGCUUUGGGAGACCUGAAAUAAGUGUCAAAUAAAAAGAUAAAGUAAG
This is a messenger RNA of Saccostrea cuccullata (small rock oyster), 1331 nucleotides long. Its product is annotated as glioma pathogenesis-related protein 1-like. Bases 108 to 1094 code for a protein of 328 amino acids. The record is from RefSeq and is a predicted model, not a curated record. The transcript is spliced from 6 exons. NCBI's taxonomy places the organism in Eukaryota, Metazoa, Mollusca, Bivalvia, Ostreida, Ostreidae.